GGCAGCAGCCAUUCCUUUAUUCGAUUCAACCAAACAUGAACACGUCAGAUUUAGACUCUUCGCUACGCAAUGAGUUAGGAAAACGUUUUGAAUACUUGAUAAGAUGUACUCAAGAUGUGUCUAUUGACACUGAUCUGAUUGAACACCAACUGGACAGCUUAUGCCGUGACAUUUUGUUCCUGAGAGAAAACGGAGGAGUGGGAAAUCGAGGUCGAGGAGAUGCAUCUUAUUCGGGAAUUACAGACGAGAUAGUGGAUCUUUGCUUAAAAAGCUAUCAUAUCGUGAAUGAAUUUAACAAGUCACGAGAUCAAAAUGAAUCUUUACAAAUGGACAUAAUGAAUGGGCGGGCAAGAAGAACAGAAGAACCAACAGGACAGCGUGGACGACCACGAGUUAUGAUCGCAGAGGGCCAAUUAAAGUUUUUACUUGGACAUGGGUUUACAAUUCCUGAAAUAGCUAAGCUGUUGCAUGUUUCACCAAGAACAGUCUCUUACCGGCUUCAAAGUUUCAACCUAGAAGCAAAGCUGAAAUAUACAGACAUAGAUGAUUACUGUCUGGAAGCUGAAAUUUCAAGAGUAAUGUCUCUUUUUCCAAAUGCUGGUGAGCGCUCUAUCCAAGGUCAUCUCCAGUCAAAAAAGAUUGUUGUACAACGUCAUAGAGUAAGAUCCAUAAUGCAGUCCAUAAAUCCUCAUAGACAACAGUUCCGUCGCUUACAGACCAUACGACGAAGGAAGUACUCAGUCCAGUCACCCCUUUCCAUGUGGCACAUUGAUGGAAAUCACAAAUUAAUAAGAUGGAGACUAGUAGUACAUGGUGGUGUUGAUGGGUACUCUCGCCUGAUAGUAUACCUUCAAGCAAGUCCAAACAACUUAUCGUCUACAGUCAUGAAGCUUUUUGACGAAGCUGUUCAGAAAUGGGGUCUCCCUUCUAGGGUGAGAUCAGAUCUUGGUGUUGAAAACAGAGAUGUGGCAGAGUUUAUGCUCAAUAGGCGAGGAACUGGACGCAGAUCCUUCAUAACAGGGAAAAGUGUACACAAUUCCAGGAUAGAGAGACUCUGGAGGGAUGUUUUUGAGGCUGUUCUAAGCUCAUACUACCAGCUGUUUUAUCAUCUUGAAGAUUCACAUCUCUUGGACCCAUCAGAUGACAAAGAUAUCUAUAUUCUCCACUAUGUAUACUUGUCCAAGCUUAAUGGAAUGCUCACUCAAUUCAGUGAAAUGUGGAACAAUCACAAAAUCAGGACUGGUGGUAAUAAAAGUCCUCUGCAGCUCUUUAUAAUGGGUAUGCAUGCAGCAGCUGAUUACCACAAUAAUAUGAUUGCAAAUGAAUAUUUUGAACAGAGAGUACCACAAGAUUUUGGAGCAGACUAUGAAGAAGCUUUACAACUACAGGAUGAGGACAGAGCUAUACUUGUGCCAACAGUUUCUGAUCCAUUUGAGUCUGACCACCAAGUAUCUUUAUUUGAAAUCAAGUCAGCUGAACUGGAGGAGCAGUGCAAAGAUAAUCCUUUUUGGGAUACAAAAUACUACACUUUACUGCGUGAAACAUUACAAUCCAUCAUCAAUGAGUGAGGUGCUGUGUAGGCCAAACAUUUCCUUACAUAAAAUGUAUCUAGUCUACUAGAUAGGAGAGAACAUGGACAAAAUGGUAUGCAUUGCAGAUAUCUGUAUUGUAGUAAUAACAAGGCAGCAAUUUAAGCUUUGUCAAGCCUUAAAUUAUUCUUGAAAGUUAAAAAUAAUACGCAAGUUUUCUUUUCAUAAUGAUUUAUUUGUAAUAUUAAACAACAUUUACCUGCAUAAUUAUCAACAAUUUCUAAUUAUGUGACACAGAGAGCUGAACCUACUAUGGGACAUUACAGGGAAAUCUCAAUGACUGUUUUAUGUAAUUUCAUUUAAUGGCCACUUGAAAGUUACUAGGCAAAUGACUCGUUAGGCCUGAAUUAGGUUAUUGAUUACCAAAGGGACAUACUGAUCACCAUACAUACAGUACCAUCAUAUAGCACUCUAUAGAACUGCCUUGCUUACAAAACGGAAGAACAAUCAGUGAUUCUCCAACACAAGCUGCAGUUUUUAGUUAGUACCAUAAGUAACAUGGUUUUCCCUUGACUGUCAUCAGUGUCCAAAAUAACUUUCAUGCAAUGUAAUAAUGCUUAACAGCAUAAUGACAAUGUUUAAUAAUAAAAUAAAAGUAUCAUGGAUAUACAAUAAUUGUGACAUUAGAGGCCUUCAAGGCCAUGGAAGUUACGAGUCACACUUUCAAAAUGACAAAAAGUAAACGAUAACUGUAAU
This is a messenger RNA of Lingula anatina, 2285 nucleotides long. RefSeq lists its product as uncharacterized. Lineage: Eukaryota; Metazoa; Brachiopoda; Lingulata; Lingulida; Lingulidae. The record is from RefSeq and is a predicted model, not a curated record.